Molecule: messenger RNA, 2861 nt
Organism: Amphibalanus amphitrite
Lineage: Eukaryota; Metazoa; Arthropoda; Thecostraca; Balanomorpha; Balanidae
Product: outer dynein arm-docking complex subunit 3-like
Exons: 11
Coding region: 414-2141 (575 amino acids)
Biological process (GO): cilium movement; outer dynein arm assembly
Cellular component (GO): cilium
Source: RefSeq, a predicted model, not a curated record
GGAUUUCUUUGAGAACUAUUGAUGCGAUUGAUGCACGGCCCUGCAACUCCAUGCAAAGUCUAUGAUUGAGCACUAAACUAUUGAGCGUGAUAUUAUCUUAUUGCCGAUUUAAUGAUAUAUCGAACCACAUAAUUUUGCCUCCCAUCGAGCACUCGAAGUGGUUCUAUUGUUUCAUAUCAAGCAUUGAUCUUUCGGAGCAACACGCAUUUUUGACUUAGUUUAUUGAUUAUUGCUGACCAAACAAGUGGCGUAGUGCGUAGGCACCCAUUGGAGACAGCCCAGCUGGUUGCCAUAGUUUGAGUGAUCAAUACGGUGUCGGGCGAAAGUCACCGAGGCUUCGGGCUGACACAGUGAUAGUGCAAACGAACGUAUUUCCUUAUCCAUUUCGCUGGUUUUGAAGUAGAGAUAAAGCAAUGGCUCGUCACUGUACAACAGCAACGCUUGCCAAGCAACUUCCUAAACAGGAAGUCGGUCAACAGCUCAGUGAAUGGAGGAAACGGCUCCAACUUUUGGAGGGUGAGAAGAAAGCCAACUAUGAAGAGGGCGAAGAAGAAAAGAAGAGGAAUAUUGCUUUGAUCCAAUCAUUGAAGAAAGAUAUACGAAUUAUGAAGGAAAAGGCAGAGCGGUCUGGAAAGAACGAGCUGCUGAUGCGGGACGCCCUGGAAGGCAUGGCCACCGCCAGCGUAGCCCACCAGCACGUGGAGCCCGUCUCCAAGCUGGACAGCAAGAACGACCGGCUGGGCGACCUCACCAAUAAGCUGAACAAGCUGCGCUCCGUGACCGCCAAGAAGAGGCAGAAACUGGCCUCCAUCAUGGCGACAUUUGAGGACGCCGUUGUAGACAACAUCGUCUAUGAGGAGAACCGUCAGCCAGACGAAGUGCACGUUCGGGACCUCAACAACCGCCUGGACUGCAUGUCCAAGAAGCUCCUGGAGGCGCAGAUGGUUCGGGACAAGUACCGCGGCGUGGUAAGCUCUCUGCGCGCCGAGCAGAUGACCUACGCCAGCCGGCUGCAGCUGAUGCAGCGCCGGCUGGGGGAGGCGGCCGGCGCGCGCUCUGCCGUCACCAGGGCCGAACAGUACGCCGCCUCUGUGCGAGAGACGGCCCAGUCUCAGCUGUCACAGAGCCAGCAGCUCUCCAGCGAGUGGAGGCAGGAGCGAGACUCCAAACUCAACGAGUACAAACGUCAGGCGGAGAAGCAGCGCUCCGAGUACCUACACCUGCGUCGGCAGCUGUACCUGGGCGGUACUGAGCACCCCCUGCAGUCAGAGGCGUCCAGCGGCGGCGUCAAGCUGGCUCCCAACGUCAGCCAGCUGGUGUCCGACCAGCUGCACGGCCUCUACGAGCAGGCCAAACAGAUGAUGGAAAGCCUCGGAGCAAGAACUAUUGAUGACGUCGUGAAACUGUUUGAAAUGCAAGCUGACACAUCACGACAGCUGACUAUGGUAUGGAAGGAUACGGAAAACAACAUCAAGACGCUCAAGAAGAAGAAGCAAGACAAUGAACUGGAAAUAGAAAAGCUAAAAUAUGCCGAUAACCUUGAAGAAAUUAGAAUGCGAAACCAGUGUCUGGAGCUGCGGGAGACCAUCGAGGGCCACCUGGCCAGGAAGAAGGUGCAGGACGACCGCGUGGAGGUCAUCAUCGGCACCCUGUCCCGCCUGCGAGCCGGGCUGACGCACAUGGUCGACCAGUUCCAGGAGAACGGUCUGACGGUGUUGAAGUUACCGUCCAAGUCUAGCAGUCAGCUGCCGCCCAUCGCCGCCCUGUUCGAGGCGGUCCACACCGCCGUCCAGUUCGUCAUGGAGCCGAUGCAGACCGUCAACGUGCCGCAAAUGAUGCUGGAAAUGGAUGCCAAGGAGUUUUCUGCCACCAAGUCAGAACUGGACGCGCUGGAUCACAAAGUGCGCGGCGUUCCCCCCAUCCGACCGCCGGGAAAGAAACGGUUCUCGUUCUUGCUGCUGGACCGUCCAGACGUAAUAGACGAGGGUCCGAGCGUGCUGACCCGGGCACAGAUGAAGCGGCACGCCCAGGUCAUGAUCGAGGCCCGACAGAGGAAGAUCCGGCCGCCCACCAGCCGCGACCUGCGGAAGACGCGGCGGCGCAGCACGGUCAUAGACAGGGGCCUGCAGGCCAUGUUCUGAACGCACCGGGCAGGGGGAGUGGGUAACUAUGACCGUGAUUACACUGAGCCUGCAUUAUUUCUGCACAUAAUUGGAGUCGCACAGCUUGUGUCGCGAACAAGCUGCGCUGUACUUCCUAUACGUGUCUCCUGCGCUUCAGUAGCUGGCGCAGGAUAGAUGCAUGGCUAUCGUUCGAGAUAACCUUGUCAUCAACAUUUAUGAAUUCAAGGAAGGUAAGGCCUGCUCAACCGAAACAUGAAUCAUUUGUCGACUUGGGCACGGCUCUUCUAUCUAUUGUCGUGUGUCUUGUGUCUCAAAGCCAUGGACUGACUGAAUGUUUUCGGAGUCGAGCAGCGUUCCACGAAAUCGACUACGAUUAUUCGAAACGAUCAAGCGAUUCGAACUUGAAAUGAAUCAGCAUUUCACCGCGUAGCCAUGACGCCAAUUUUACAAAUAAUGCGAACUGAAUGCGCUAUUGGAGGAUGUGUAUGAUUGUUUAAUGAUGUUCAUUGUCGCAAAAGGUAGCAUCAAAGUCCUGCUUACCCGAUUCCAGAUCUGAAUGAUGAGUAACAUGAACUAGGAUUUGCAUCAGUUCAGCACUGGAGUUUUGGUAGCCUAGCAGGACACGUGUAUGAUUGUUUUGCAUUCAUCGUGUUUCACGCUUGUUCAUCCUGGUUGCUAAGCACUCAUGUACAAAUACAGCAUCCGGCUCUUAUGGUACAUACCCAUCGCUCGACAUCC